Molecule: messenger RNA, 2999 nt
Organism: Populus nigra (black poplar)
Lineage: Eukaryota; Viridiplantae; Streptophyta; Magnoliopsida; Malpighiales; Salicaceae
Product: phytyl ester synthase 1, chloroplastic-like
Exons: 13
Coding region: 662-2833 (723 amino acids)
Cellular component (GO): membrane
Source: RefSeq, a predicted model, not a curated record
UUGACUCGUCUAGAAGUCACAGCUCACAAGUAGUGUGCCAAGCCAGACACCACAACAUGGACGACUACAAACAAGAGAAGACAACAUUGGUGUCAUUUUCUAUUAUUAAGUAUGUCUUUCCUAGCCCCACGUUUACUGUUCGCUGGUGAUUUAUUGCCAUAUGAUAAUACAAAGAAUUCAGUAAGGGGCAUGGUGUACAAGCUACUAUACAUCUCAGCUUGCUUUUCCGGGGUUGCUACAAAGAGUUUUCCAGCUUCUCUUUUAUUGCUGCCCGGUAGUUGAAGUCAGUGAACCUUGAAUAAGGCUCUAAAAUUACUCUCAAGAAGCGUGUGAUUGUUUCAGUUAGAAUGUUUUUGGGGAUCAUCUAAUUUAAUAUUGCAGCUGGUUUUUAGUGCAGUGCUAGAUUUAAGGGUCCCAGGCUUCUCAGUUGCGGCUUGGCAAUUGAGAAAGGUCUCAAGGGAUCUCAUUUGGUGAAAUCUUGAACUUGUAUUUUGAAUUAUUUGUAAGAGGGUGUGCUUGUUUUGGAGUGACAGUUCAAGUUUUUGCUCUUUUUAAGUUUUUCUUGCGAGUACUUGAAAAGGGUCCCAAGACAGCAUACAGUUCUAAUCUGUUUUUGAGGGGACUACUAGUGUCUAAACUGCCUUUCGUUGCCUGUCAAAACAUGGCAUCGAUUUUUACUUGCAAUAUUUCACCUUAUGUUGCAUUAAAUUCGGGAAAUAAUCCUCGGUUUGGGGUGAGGGCUCAAAGUUUAGGUGGUGGUGAUUCGACAAUAUUGUCAUCUGAUGUGAUUGUGGUAAAUGGAACUUCUUUUGUUGGACCGGAAGAGAAGAAUGGGGCUCUGAUUGAUGGAGGCAGUGGGGAGAAAGUGAAGAAUGGCACUUUGAUUGAUGGAGGAAAAAAUGGAAGUUUAAAGCCUAGAAUUGAGAAAAGGUGGGUGAAAGAUGCUGUUUUCAAAGAUUUGGAAUUAUUGUGGGAUGAUGGUCAUGGGACCAAGACUGUGAAGGAUUAUCUUGAUGGAGCCAAGGAGAUUAUUAAGCCUGAUGGUGGGCCACCUCGGUGGUUUUGCCCUGCUGAGUGUGGGCAACCGUUAAAAGAUUCACCAGUUCUUCUGUUUUUACCUGGGCUUGAUGGUGUUGGCUUGGGACUUGCUUUGCAUCAUAAAGCUCUUGGGAAGGCAUUUGAAGUUCGAUGCCUUCAUAUUCCAGUGUAUGAUCGAACAACAUUUGAAGGGCUGCUGAAAAUUGUUGAGGAAACUGUGAGGCUUGAGCAUGCUUCAUCUCCAAAUAAGCCUAUUUAUCUAGUGGGGGAGUCCUUUGGAGCAUGUCUAGCACUUGCUGUUGCUGCCCGUAAUCCUAAAAUUGACCUCGUACUUAUACUAGUUAACCCAGCUACAUCAUUUAGCAGGUCACAGCUUCCUUUACUCCCUAUUUUGGAGGCCUUGCCUGAUGGAUUACACGAUUUAUUUCCCUAUCUUGUUGGCUUUGUUACCGGUAAUCCAGUAAAGAUGGCAAUGGCCAAUAUCGAAUACAAGCUUCCUCCUAGACUACAAUUUCAACAAUUGUAUCACAAUCUUACUGCUUUGCUACCUUCUGUUUCUGUUUUGUCUGAUAUCAUUCCAAAGGAGACUCUUAUUUGGAGAUUGAAACUGCUUAAAUCCGCUGCUGCUUAUGCUAAUUCCCGACUUCAUGCUGUAAAAGCUGAAGUGCUAGUUCUUGCCAGUGGAAAUGAUAACUUGCUUCCUAGUAAAGAUGAAGCUCACCGUCUUAAAGGUUCAUUAAAGAACUGCAAAGUUCGUUACUUCAAGGACAAUGGGCAUUCCAUGCUAAUGGAAGAUGGUCUUAAUUUGCUUACAAUUAUCAAAGGUACUUGCAAAUACCGUCGCUCAAGGAGGCUUGAUUUAGUCUCUGACUUUCUGCCACCUAGCAUGUCUGAAUUCAAAUGUGCAUUUGAUGAAGUGACUGGGUUGUUCCGCUUAGCUACUUGCUCAGCUGUGUUCUCCACUCUGGAUGAUGGCAAGAUAGUGAAAGGUCUUGCUGGGGUUCCAGAUGAAGGUCCUGUCUUAUUUAUUGGCUACCACAUGCUGAUGGGACUUGAAAUUUAUUCUCUUGUAGAUGAAUUCUUGAGAGAGAAGAAUAUUAUGGUUCGUGGCAUAGCGCACCCUGACCUAUUUUCAGAGAUUAUGGAGGGUUCAUCUACUGAAUUUUCUGUAUCUGAUUGGAUGAAAGUAAUGGGUGCGGUACCUGUCACAGGAAGAAAUCUUUUCAAAUUACUUUCAACAAAAUCGCAUGUGCUUCUUUAUCCUGGAGGUCAACGAGAGGCUCUGCAUUACAAGGGUGAAGCAUACAAGUUAAUUUGGCCUGAUCAACCUGAAUUUGUGAGAAUGGCAGCAAGGUUUGGGGCCACAAUUGUACCAUUUGGAACUGUAGGAGAAGAUGAUAUAGCAGAAUUGGCUCUAGAUUACCAUGACUUGAUGAAAAUCCCAAUACUUAAUGACUUCGCCAAAGACCUUAUGAGCAAAAGUUCUAGAGUAAGGGACGAAAGUAAAGGGGAGGUAGCCAGUACAGAUUUAUUCAUCCCUGGGCUUUUACCUAAGAUACCUGGCCGCUUUUAUUUUCUGUUUGGGAAGCCCAUAAAAACAAAGGGAAUGAAAGAGAUGCUGGAAGACAAAGAAAAUGCAAACCAAUUGUACUUGCAUGUAAAAUCUGAAGUUCAAAACAGUAUCGCCUACUUGUUGAAGAAGCGAGAAGAGGAUCCCUAUAGGAGUAUCAUUGACAGAACAAUAUAUCGUGCAUUCUAUUCUCCUAUGCCUGAAGUUCCAGCAUUUGACCCUUAGAAAAUAUAAAGACAAGGCACUUGGCAGACUUGAAAUUGUUACCGCCAUCUAUGCUUUAAGCUGAUUUAUGUAUAGAAACAAGUGCAAGUGUGAAGCAUAUGGUGCUCUUUUCCAGGUUCUGAUAGUUGACAAAUAGCAGAAGGAAACAAAAAGGGGGGGGGGGGGG